AUGACUAGUCCACCGCGAGAGCGAGGACGGACCAUGAAGUCAACCCGCCGCAGUUUUUCGCGGACACGCAAGGCGAAGCGAAGAGGUACACCACUCAGAAUCGAGACAGACAUUGCACCUGUCGAGAAGGGCGAGUCCAGCAAAACUGCGUCAGCUGCCAAGCCCAGACCUCCCGUCCAAACCGAGGAUUCUCCAAUUCCUACAAGUCCGGCUUCAAAUAACGUAUCUUCUUGGUUAGAGGACUUGGACGAUUACAAUUGGUCUCCCGAAAUUGACAUCCCUCCCUAUCCUACUUUUACCGGAAAAGGCAAACAGCGAGCCACAGACGAAGAAGUCGCUGCACAGGAAUACUACAGUGGUGGUAAAGGGCCAGUCAGGGCCCAUGGAGAUAAUACACCUCGGCAAUCCGACAGUAGCGAUACUUUAAUGGACGACCUCGACGUCGACUCCGGUACGAACGACUUUGCCGAGACGGGCGACUUCGCCCCCGGCCUUGCUCCUGGUAGAGCUACCCUUUCUGAAGGAGAUAUCGCGCUAGUCAGACAGCUCGAGAGAAUUGAUCUGCAGUAUUUCAGCGAGGAAAACAGGGUGAGGGGACCGGAACUAGAGCUCGUGGAAGAAGAACCUGAACCAGAGGCCGAGGAAGAACCUGAACCAGAGGCCGCGAAGAAUUACAGAGUCAAGGGACUGACACUAGAGUCUGUGAUAGAAGAAACUGAACCAGAGUCCGAGCAAGAAGCUGAACCGGAGCCUGCGAAAGAAGUUGAAUCAGAGCUGGAGGUAGAACCCGAACAGGAGUCGAUGGAAGAGCCUGAAAGCGAGCCAGAAAAUGGAGCAGUAGUCGUGCCAAGGUCAAUAUUUCAGAAUUACAUAAGCCUUGACAAGCCCCUACUACCAUUGCGCCCGUCACCACCAUCCCCAACAACGGAGGACCCGCCCUUGUCGCCGAAAUCGACGAGGUCGUCGAAAAGUCGGCAGUCAAGUAUCAUUGGAAAGUUAGGUACGUCUAUCAAAAGUGAUGGAAGACCACCAUUACCGACGUCACCAACAUCCCCAACAAAGGAUGACUCGCCUUUAUCGCCCACAUCGACGAGGUCAUCGAAAAGACGGCGGUCGAGUAUCAUCAUGGGAAAGAUAGGCACGUCUAUCAAAAGCGGUGCACGGAAAGUUGCUCGUCGAAAAAGCGAGGAUGAGGAGUCAUCUGGUCGCAAAAGCGACGAUGGGAAGGAGUAG
Pyrenophora tritici-repentis Pt-1C-BFP is the source of this 1233-nucleotide messenger RNA. Lineage: Eukaryota; Fungi; Ascomycota; Dothideomycetes; Pleosporales; Pleosporaceae. The record is from RefSeq and is a predicted model, not a curated record.